CUGCGUCUCAUAGACUGGGGUCUGGCUGAGUUCUACCACCCAGCUCAGGAAUACAACGUCAGGGUGGCCUCGCGUUAUUUUAAAGGACCAGAGCUACUAGUGGACUAUCAGGUACAUACUAGUUAUUAACAUACUAGUUAUUAACACGCUAGUUAUUAACACGCCAGUUAUUAACACGCCAGUUAUUAACACGCUAGUUAUUAACACGCCAGUUAUUAACACGCUAGUUAUUAACACGCCAGUUAUUAACACGCCAGUUAUUAACACGCCAGUUAUUAACACGCUAGUUAUUAACACGCUAGUUAUUAACACGCUAGUUAUUAACACGCCAGUUAUUAACACGCCAGUUAUUAACACGCUAGUUAUUAACACGCUAGUUAUUAACACGCCAGUUAUUAACACGCUAGUUAUUAACACGCUAGUUAUUAACACGCUAGUCCAGUUAUUAAAACGCCAGUUAUUACACGCUCAGUUAUUAACACGCUAGUUAUUAACACGCCAGUUAUUAACACGCUCAGUUAUUAACACCGCCAGUUAUUAACACGCCAGUUAUUAACACGCCAGUUAUUAACACGCUAGUUAUUAACACGCUAGUUAUUAACACGCUAGUUAUUAACACGCUAGUUAUUAACACGCCAGUUAUUAACACGCCAGUUAUUAACACGCCAGUUAUUAACACGCCAGUUAUUAACACGCUAGUUAUUAACACGCUAGUUAUUAACAUGCCAGUUAUUAACACGCUAGUUAUUAACACGCCAGUUAUUAACACGCCAGUUAUUAACACGCCAGUUAUUAACACGCCAGUUAUUAACACGCUAGUUAUUAACACGCCAGUUAUUAACAUACAUCACACUAACAUCCACAUACACUGCAAUGCAUCAUUAUGCACAUAUUGGUUUAAUCCUUGUUACGUGAACACAUUUAUUUGCCUGCUAACAUUUAGUAUGUUCAAUAGUAGUAUGUUUACAAAUGUACCAAUAAAAUGGAUAAUGUUCAAAUGAACCACGUUGUGAUUUUAAAAUCAGUUGUAGAGUAUUUGUCCAAUCUUCUGUAUUGUCCUUUUGUUUUGUGGUUGUGGUUGUAGCUUUAUGACUACAGUCUGGACAUGUGGAGUCUGGGCUGCAUGUUGGCCAGCAUGAUCUUCCUGAAAGAGCCAUUCUUCCAUGGCCAGGACAACUACGACCAGGUACACACACAUAUAUACACACACAUAUAUAUACAUACACACACACACACACACAGACAUAUAUAGAUAUAUAUAGAUAUAUAUACACACACACACACACACACACACAGGGUAACUAGGACCAGGUAACUAGCACAACACUACACUAAUCCAUGAUACUAUACUUGUAUGUAGAACAACAGUGUUGAAUGGCAUCAUUGGGAGUGGGACCAGCCACUAGAGAGGAGGUUACCACUUCUAUUGUCAACCAACCCUGUUAUUUAUUACAACUAAAUGACCACAUUAACACACACACUAUGAACACUGGUCAUCUUUUAUGUAGAAGGUGAGGAUAGUGUCUCAAAAGUUCCUCUGACUGUCCGUUCCAUGUUGUGUCCAGCUGGUCCGCAUCGCUAAGGUUCUUGGGACAGAUGAGCUGUUUGGUUACCUGCACAAGUACCACAUCGAACUGGACACGCGUUUCAAAGACCUGCUGGGCCAGUAAGUAACACCAGGGGGGGCGUAGCACAGCCUGGUCCCAGAUCUGUUUGUGCUCUAGCCAAGUCCCCAUUGCUCGUUGAAAAGCCAAACAACUUGGCAAGGCACUGACACGAUCACAGAAACACACUGCCACUCAGGCUAGGAGAGGGCUGCUGUUGGAGGGCUGCUGGGGUGGUAUUCAGUGGCUGUGUUGGGCUUUGUUUAGUGCCGUGGUAUGCAAGACUGUUUGUUUACGUGGAGCAAACAUACCACUGUGCUAGCCUACCGUGUGGAAUGUUCCGAUAGAAAUAUAUUAUGUAGAAAUCCACAGACGUCCCAGUUUCCUGUUGUCUCUGUGUCGCCCUGCGGACAUAGAAUACAAAGUAAAGAUCCAAUCACCUCCCAUUUUAGCCUCCCAGUCUCUCCUUUUAUUGGAUGGAUGUGCCCUUUGGGAAGGGAUGUGUCAUCGUACUCAGUCUCUGUCCUUCUCUUCCCUUCAGGCAUACCCUAGCUCUACAUUUGGAAAUGUUAAACUAAAAUGAGUGUUUCUUAUUGGACCAGUUCAAGCAGUAGCUCCUCUCCUCCCCCUCCUCUCCUCCCCCCUAGGCAGACGAGGAAGCGCUGGGAGCAGUUUGUCCAGACAGAGAACCAGCACCUGGUGACCCCGGAGUCCCUGGACCUUCUAGACAAGCUGCUACGUUACGACCACCAGCAGAGACUGACCGCUGCCGAGGCCAUGCAGCAUCCAUACUUCUGUAAGAUACACCCGUCUGUCUGUCACUGUCUGUCUGUCUGUCUGUCCAAGGCCAGCAGCAUCCAUACUUCUGUAAGAUACACCCGUCUGUCUGUCUGUCUGUCUGUCUGUCUGUCUGUCCAAGGCCAGCAGCAUCCAUACUUCUGUAAGAUACACCCGUCUGUCUGUCACUGUCUGUCUGUCUGUCUGUCUGUCCAAGGCCAGCAGCAUCCAUACUUCUGUAAGAUACACCCGUCUGUCUGUCACUGUCUGUCUGUCUGUCUGUCUGUCCAAGGCCAGCAGCAUCCAUACUUCUGUAAGAUACACCCGUCUGUCUGUCGCUGUCUGUCUGUCUGUCUGUCCAAGGCCAUGCAGCAUCCAUACUUCUGUAAGAUACACCCGUCUGUCUGUCACUGUCUGUCUGUCUGUCUGUCUGUCCAAGGCCAGCAGCAUCCAUACUUCUGUAAGAUACACCCGUCUGUCUGUCGCUCUGUCUGUCUGUCUGUCCAAGGCCAUGCAGCAUCCAUACUUCUGUAAGAUACACCCGUCUGUCUGUCACUGUCUGUCUGUCUGUCCAAGGCCAGCAGCAUCCAUACUUCUGUAAGAUACACCCGUCUGUCGCUGUCUGUCUGUCUGUCUGUCUGUAUGUCAGCCUUCUCUCUCUGUCUGUCUGUCCAAGGCCAGCAGCAUCCAUUCUUCUGUAAAGGGGUCUACCCAGUCCACUCAAACAGAGCCGACAGAGGUCCGUUUCCAUCGCUCUAUAUACGUAGUAGUUCUACGUACAUUUGCGAGGCAGAAUUUUUGGAACUGGAUGCAAACAGACCUCUGUCGGCUCCGUUUGAUUAGACUGUGUAGAGCCCUUAAGAUAAACACACACACAGCAGAAGAUAUGAGCUGAGUGGAGCGAGGAGCGGAGCGUCAUUUGACUGGAGCGAGGAGCGGAGCGUCAUUUGACUGGAGCGAGGAGCGGAGCGUCAUUUGACUGGAGCGAGGAGCUGAUUUAAAAAAAAUUUUAGAGGUUCAGCCUGUUCUCUUCCUCUAAUUUCGUUCUCGUACCGCAUUUACAUUUUUUUUCCUCCGUGUUGUUUUAAUAAGGCCUGUUCUGUUGUAUUCAUUUAACCUGCCCCACCACUAAUGAGCAGAGAUGUAGAUAUCAGUCGACCCAAGAAAUAGGCCUGUGUAAUUGAUGUCAAGACAACACAUGAGCCCAUUCACCAGCACCAGAGACGUUUAGAUUUCUAUAUUAUAAAAAAAUAAAAAAAUAGGAGUCUUAAGUUUGUAACAGUGCUAAACGUUCUCUUAUCAGCUGUAAAAUGCGAGCGCAACAGAGCCAGUUACGACUGAAGUAUCUGAUCAUCAAUAGAUUGGAGAAAAAGCUAUUCGUUUUUUAACGUGAUGGCCACAUCUCAUCAGCAAGGUCCUUGUUGAAAUGUUGAAGCUUCUUAUGAUAGCCUACUUCAAAACCAAAUGGUGCAUAGUCACGAAAUUGGAGCUGCAGUUUUUUAAAAUAUUUCUUUUAUGUGAGCGCUGGCCGAUUUUUUAAAAAAAUUUUAGCGGAGGGGAAAGGAUGUUGAGAGCUGCACAAAGAUCACUCAACUCUGCUCACAUACUCGGACACACGCACCUCUUGUUUGAGUCACUCUUUCUUUCUGUUUCUCUUUCUCCAUUCCUCCCUCUGUCUGUCGCUGUGUCUCCCUCUCUCCAUCCCUGUCCACGGACCCAAUUCUAGGCAGUCAAAUCAAAUCAAAUUUUAUUGGUCACAUGCGCCGAAUACAACAGGUGCAGACAUUACAGUGAAAUGCUUACUUACAGCCCUUAACCAACAGUGCAUUUAUUUUAAACAAAAAAGUGCACUCAUUCGGUGUCCAGUAUGCAAUGAUCUAUGCAAAUUUCAUUAGUGAUGAUGUGCAAAUAGUUAGAAGCAGUUCAAACCCAUUGCUUAAAGGGAUGGUGAGAGAUUUGGUUAAUUAAAGGGAUACUGUGGGAUUUUGGCGUAGUAAGUUGAACUUGUAGAUACUAUUUUUAUGUUUCUGUGUCCAGUAUCAAGGAAGUUAGAGGUAGUUUAGCGAGCUAAUGCUAACUAGCGUUAGCACAAUGACUGGAAGUAUAUGGGUAUCUGCUAGCAUGCUAGCAGUAGAUAAAGGGCCUCAUUGCCAUAAUCCUGAAGUAUCCUUAUAAACCCUUUUUCAUCUGACUCUGUGUAAUAAAGAAAUCUGUCACCAUCCCUUUAAACAUUCGUCUGUACUGAUGAAGAGUGAAUUGGAAAGGGAUGAUCUCUUGACUACCAUGUUCUGUCUCUCUCAGAUCCAGUGCUGAAUGAGCAGACCAUCUCCAACACAGACACCAAGGCAAUA
Molecule: messenger RNA, 4732 nt
Organism: Coregonus sp. 'balchen'
Lineage: Eukaryota; Metazoa; Chordata; Actinopteri; Salmoniformes; Salmonidae
Source: the annotation of a GenBank genome assembly